Molecule: messenger RNA, 4061 nt
Organism: Arvicola amphibius (Eurasian water vole)
Lineage: Eukaryota; Metazoa; Chordata; Mammalia; Rodentia; Cricetidae
Gene: Stx2
Product: syntaxin 2
Exons: 10
Coding region: 180-1136 (318 amino acids)
Biological process (GO): intracellular protein transport; synaptic vesicle fusion to presynaptic active zone membrane; exocytosis
Cellular component (GO): plasma membrane; endomembrane system; presynaptic active zone membrane
Molecular function (GO): SNARE binding; SNAP receptor activity
Source: RefSeq, a predicted model, not a curated record
UUGAGGGCUACAGUCGGACCAGUUCCUGUCAUUCCUGUCUUUGUCCUCUAUGCCUUCAAACUAUGAAGGGUCUGGGUUAAUACCCCCACCAACACGGGCUGUCUGCGGUCAUGCCUUUCCUGGUAUAAUGGACUUUAGCCCCUCAAAUCAAGAGCCAAAACAAAUCCUUUCUCCCUUACAUGACAUUUGAUGGGUACACUGCUACAGCGACCAGAAAAGUAGCUGUUUUGCUGGAUUCUCCCACCAGAACUGCAUCAAGGGAGGAACCUGCCCGUGUUCUUUGUCUGAGGACCCAGUGUAGGAAAAACGACGAUGGGGACACUGCUGUCGUCACUGUUGAAAAGGACCAUUUCAUGGAUGAUUUCUUCCAUCAGGUGGAGGAGAUUCGAAGCAGCAUAGCCAGGAUUGCUCAACACGUGGAAGAUGUAAAGAAGAACCACAGCAUCAUCCUUUCUGCCCCAAACCCAGAAGGAAAAAUAAAAGAAGAUCUUGAAGACCUGAACAAAGAGAUCAAGAAAACCGCUAACUGGAUCCGAGGCAAGCUGAAGUCUAUUGAGCAGAGUUGUGAUCAGGACGAGAGUGGGAACCGAACGUCAGUGGACCUGCGGAUACGAAGGACCCAGCACUCGGUGCUAUCACGGAAGUUUGUGGACGUCAUGACAGAAUACAACGAAGCGCAGAUCCUGUUUCGGGAGCGAAGCAAAGGCCGCAUCCAGCGCCAGCUAGAGAUCACUGGGAGGACCACCACUGACGACGAGCUGGAGGAGAUGCUGGAGAGCGGGAAGCCGUCCAUCUUCAUCUCGGAUAUUAUAUCGGAUUCACAGAUUACUAGGCAAGCUCUCAACGAGAUCGAGUCACGUCACAAAGACAUCAUGAAGCUGGAGACCAGCAUCCGAGAGCUGCACGAGAUGUUUAUGGAUAUGGCCAUGUUUGUGGAGACCCAGGGUGAGAUGGUCAACAACAUCGAGAGAAAUGUGAUGAAUGCUGCUGACUACGUCGAACAUGCCAAGGAAGAAACCAAGAAAGCCAUCAAAUAUCAGAGCAAAGCCAGGCGGAAAAAGUGGAUAAUUGCUGCUGUGGUGGUGGCUGUCAUUGCUGUCCUGGCUCUAAUCAUUGGCUUGUCGGUUGGCAAAUGAUUGCGUAGAUGGCGCUGGGUGCUUGCCUCUCCCUCAGGGUGGCAGUAAGUGACUAAUCAACUAAUUUACUUAUUAACCUUUUCAAUCAGCCAGUAGUGUGUGUGCCCAGUGUUAAUAUACUUAAAAGUCACGGGGCUUGUUCGCUGAGUGCUCAGUUCAGGUCUUAGUGGCCUCUGUCUGCUGAGGUGACACAGGCUGGGAGGCCACUGCCCCCAGAGCCUGUCCCCAGUGAAAACCAAUGCAGAUGCUGCAGUGUAGUUCUGGUGUAACUUCUAGAACAGCAGCAACAAUGAAAAUGACUGUAAAAUGCCCUUCACUGCUCAGGUCACCAUGGAACUGAGAGUGGAGCUUAAGUUAUGGACAGCAGCCCAGCCCAGACCCCUCUCAGGCCCCGACGUGCCAGCAGACCACGAGUGUCGCACAGUCACUGUGUGAAGUCUUAUCACUCAUGGGCCUUACCCCCCUGCAUCCUGGGGUCCCCCACUGCAGAGUCACCCUUGUGAACACUGGGCACUCAGGGGUGGUGCUUAAGAGUAAUUUUUCACAGUGGCAGAAAGGCUCUCCCACGCUCCAGUUCCUCACUGCCUCUCCCCCAUGUUUUUCUCGUGAUUUGAGCAUCUGUCGGGUAUGGAUGCCAUUGGUAGGAGCAGUGCCCUUGUGGUCAGUGCAGACCGUGAGGUUGCACAGAAAGCAUCCUUCCUGGGAUGAGAAGGACUUGCAGCCCCAUGUCUGUUGGAAAGGAGGGUUAUAUAUCUUUCCUGAUGCCAUCUUCUUAGUCUACUGAAAAAGAUGACAUUAGUUUUUCUAUGCUAAAAAAUGAGUAUUUUCAGCAGACUUUGUAGAACCAUGCACUUUCCCCCUAGAGCACAAUGAGGUCAGUCGGAUAUGUUCACAAAGGUCCGACAGUGGCUCUCAGCACAGUCAGGGAAGUGCUUGCUUUCUGUGGGUACCCAUGGGCUCUUAUGUUAGGACCUGGAAAUCAGGUGUGAUCCUCUGCCAGGGCUAGCUGCACAUUUGCUGUCAUGCCUGCAGAUAAAACACACAUGCACGCUCAUUCAUUCAUUUAUAAAUCGAUACCAGACAGCUGGGCCCUGUCGAGAAAGGUUCCCUCCUCUCUCACCUAGAGCAUGUUUCCCAAUGAUAGACAAUUGUUUUAGGCUGCCGAGUCCCAGCAGGCUACUUUCUCUGCAUUGUAGAUUCCUGUCUCUUCUCUUGCAGAAGGUGAUGUUCAUCCUCAUUUGUGUAGUCACUUUGCUUGUGAUCCUUGGAAUUAUCCUAGCAGCAGCAUUGUCAUAGCAACCACACCCCAAGAGCUCUUUGUCCUCAGAGACUCCGACCACACCUGCAGCAGAGUCAGUGUCCUGUCCUUCCACCCCUGGCUCUCAGACCCAGGGCUAGUGCCGCAUGCUGAGGUUCUUAUUGGAGGCGAAGAAUAAAGCACCACAGAGGUUUCAGGCCACGAAAAUGCCACGAGCUGAGUGGACGCCAUGUGCCAGCCCAGAUAGCCUUGGUCUCUGAAGGGCUCCACAGAGAUUUCACAAUGGUGGCCUUGUCUCAUUAGCCGUAAAAUAGGAAUGAAUGAAAAAUCCAACUUUAAAAAAAAAGAUGUCAGUGUUAAAAAUGUGUGUGCAGUUUAAUUAGGGCGUGCUCUGUGCUCUCUCAGCUGACAGAUAAUGAAGAGACUUUGCACCGGGCCUGAUUUCUGUUCAUGUCUUGCUUGCAGAAUCAUCACAGAACUGUUUUGUAAGAUAUCUGUAAUUUUAAAUAGUUAUAAAUUAAAUUCCUUAAUAUAUUAACAUCAACCCCCCCCCCCCUUUUCUAAGCUAGACACUGCCUGAGAAGGACAACGGGCAGGCCCUAGGCACAGGCUGCUGCUGUCACUGAAACCUGGCCUUGCAGCCCUCAGUGCUUUCUGGUGACCCUGACCUAGGAAGUGUAAGGUUCAGAAAAGUCUUGAUUGCCAUUAGCUCACUUCUACCUGCUUCACUAUGGAGGGGACACAGCCGUGCGCUGUGCUCACGUCACCCUUUCCCCGUUCACUGGUGCUGGUGGAGUCUCAAGGCAAGACGAUGGUGGAGCCAGGUGCUCACUGACCUCACAGGAGUCCCAGUUGCGAAGCCAUUCUUGGACAGCACCUGAAGAACCAGAUUCUCAGCUGCGCUCCCACUGGUGCCCAGAGUUCCUAGGAAACUGGAGAGAUGGGAUGAAGAUGCAGGCUGCUUUCCACUUGUGAGCAGGUGGCCCGGUGACUGCAUAUCUAUGUGCUAAUAGCUGACUGAGGAUGUGAAGGGCGCCAAGCCUAGCAAAUUCCGCCGACUGCUCUGCUGACUGUGUGUGUGCAAGCUCGCUCGGCCCCAGGCUCAUUUGGCUGGAUCUGAUGUAGCCAUGCUGAUUCGGAACAGCAGUCGCGAGAUAUACUGAGCUCUUUAGAAACUACCACCCUUACCGUGGCGAGUGUCACUCAUUUGCCUCCUCACACCUCCCAGCCUGACACCUCAGUGCCGAGAGCUACUGCAGGAGGCUGGCCUGCAGUGGAGACACUCCUGCCUGGAAGCUCCCAAAAGCUCUGAAGAUGGAGCUGUGUCUGUGGAGCUCCUGCCCUCUCUGCUCCAGUGCCAUUGGAUUUGGCUGCAGAGCACCAUGUGCCACCGAGGUUCCCAGCCCUCGUGGCAGGUUUCCUUCAGGUUUAGCCUGAGUCCUUGGCCUGCAGUGUGCUCCUCACUGGUGGCCUCCUGGCCAAGCGGGCGCCUGAAUCUGGCUUUCUUAGUGAAGCAGGGGUGUGUGGGUGAGUGAGUCAGCCCUCAGGAUAUAUUUCUAUGCUGACUUCGUAGCCUGUUUAAAAAUACAUUUACAGAUUGUCUUGUUACUUUUUCCAACAAUUUCUUCAAAAAUUUUGUGUUUACAUUAAAAAGUCAGAGAAACAAA